This is a messenger RNA of Naegleria fowleri, 819 nucleotides long. RefSeq lists its product as uncharacterized. NCBI's taxonomy places the organism in Eukaryota, Heterolobosea, Eutetramitea, Acrasida, Naegleriidae. The coding region runs from base 1 to 819 and encodes 272 amino acids. The transcript has a single exon. The record is from RefSeq and is a predicted model, not a curated record.
AUGACUGGUGUGGCAUGUGCAAGGUUAGGAGCUUGUGUAGGAACACUUGUGAAUACAAUUGUGAAUCAAAAGAAAGAUCUGUAUUUAGGACUUGAAUUAGGUGUUGUUUUAACAUUGGGACUUGUAAUUUGCGGAUUCAUUGCCGGCUUUUUUGCAACAGAGGCCUAUUUAUAUUUCAUCAUAAAAUCAGUGAGAAGUAGAAUUUUGGAAGAAAUUGAACUUCACAUUGAAAAUAGCCCUCAAGGAGCGUCGCUUUACAACGACAAGAAAGCAAUUCUCACCGUUUUAGAUAAUAAGGCGUUGAUAAUCUUCCAAGAAAUGAUAGAAGAAAAGAAAUUAUCUUAUUUACGUGACUUUUUCAAAUUUUGUAACAAGUCAUCAUUUACAACGGUAGUCACAAGACAGGAAGGUGGUGACGUUGUACUCACUGAGAAGGAUUUAGCAAUGACUUUUUCAAAGUUAUUCCUGUUAAGAAAAUCGUCAGAUAUGGACCUACUCUAUUUUGCUGCAUUGCUGAUGGGAUAUGAUCACAGGAAUGAGGGAAGUUUUAGUACCUCACAAGCAAUCGAUCUAAUGAAUCGAGUAUCAAGAAACACCAAGAAUUUUCUAUUUCGAAUGGUUGUUCACUAUCGAAUCAAGGAAAUGCAGCAUUACUCUUCAGAACAUAAUAUUAUUGAAGAUGUGAACGAUUCUGACUCGAAAGUACAAAGUGUGAAGCUUGCUCAAGAAACAUUACUUAGUUUGCAUAGAGACUUUUUCAAAGAAAUGAUCAGCGAUCCUGUGAAGACGAGCAGUCUUGAAAAGAUAACCAAAAGAUGA